AUGUCGAGACGUCCACUAGGUUAUGCUGUACAAAGAAUUCCAGUGCACAACGUGACAGAAGUCACCAUGUUUAUACUAACAGGCUUCACAGAUGAUGCUGACUUGGAAGUUUUCUUAUUUCUCUUCUUUUUUGUGAUCUACCUUUUCACUCUUAUAGGAAACUUGGGGUUGGUUUUUCUAGUCAUUGAAGAUUCCCGGCUUCACAGCCCCAUGUACUAUUUUUUAAGUGUUUUAUCCUUCCUAGAUGCCUGUUAUUCCACGGUUGUCACCCCAAAGAUGUUGGUCAAUUUUCUUUCAAAAGAUAAAUCCAUCUCAUACCCUGGAUGUGUGACAGAAAUGUUUCUCUUUGUUACUUUUGGAACUACAGAAUGUUUUCUGUUGGCUGCAAUGGCCUAUGACCGCUAUAUAGCUAUCUAUAACCCACUUCUCUAUGCAGUGAGCAUGUCACCUAGAGUCUACAUACCUCUAAUCAUAGCUUCUUAUGCUGGUGGAAUUAUGCAUGCUACCAUACACACAGUGGCUACUUUUAGCCUUUCUUUCUGUGCAUCUAAUGAAGUUAGGCAUGUCUUCUGUGAUAUCCCUCCAUUGCUUGCUAUUUCAUGUUCUAACACACAUGUAAAUCAGCUUCUGCUGUUCUAUUGUGUGGGUGCUAUUGAGAUUAUCACCAUCUUGAUUGUCCUGGUCUCUUACAGUUUCAUACUCUUUACAAUUCUUAAGAUGCAUUCUGCUGAAGGGAAGAGAAAAAUCUUCUCAACCUGUGGCUCUCAUCUGACAGGAGUGUCCAUUUAUCAUGGGACAAUUCUUUUUAUGUAUGUGAGACCUAGUUCCAACUAUGCCUUGGAACAUGACAUGAUUGUGUCCACGUUUUACACUAUUGUGAUUCCCAUGCUGAAUCCCAUCAUCUACAGUCUGAGAAACAAAGAUGUAAAAGAGGCAAUGAAAAAAUUCUGUGAGAGGAAUUGGUUCCAUUCAUGA
Messenger RNA from Psammomys obesus (fat sand rat), 975 nucleotides. RefSeq names its product olfactory receptor 1094. Gene Ontology annotation, cellular component: membrane. The record is from RefSeq and is a predicted model, not a curated record. The transcript has a single exon. Gene Ontology annotation, biological process: G protein-coupled receptor signaling pathway; sensory perception of smell. Lineage: Eukaryota; Metazoa; Chordata; Mammalia; Rodentia; Muridae. Gene Ontology annotation, molecular function: olfactory receptor activity; G protein-coupled receptor activity; odorant binding. Bases 1 to 975 code for a protein of 324 amino acids.